AUCGCUCUAUACUACGUUUCCAAUAGUGUGUAAGGAAGGCCAUCACGUGCCACCACGUGAGGUCCCUUUCAUAAGCGGCCCAUAGGGCUCGGUAAAAUAGGGCACAAGGUGCAUAGAUAAAAGGGGUUGGAGGCCUCAGAAGAAGGCCUCCAGUCAAUAGUCGCUGUAUCUACGUAGACCUAUUGUGCUUACAGAAUACGAUACCUUCCUGCCUCCUGACCUGGUUCCCUGGACUCCCUUGAGACCCUUAGGCUUACGCUUUACAUAUCCAGCCUACUGGGUCAGGAUGGCAAGUAUGGAAAGAAGGAUUACGCUUGCGACUUCUGGAGGAGCAACGCCAGCAACUGACGCCACUGAGCCAGCUCCAAGAACUACGCCCGUAGAAGCUAGCCAUUCGACGGCAGGCCAGGACGAGAGCAUGGCCUCGAAGCUGGCAGACCUUCGGAAGCGGAUGGAUGAAGAGAGGGCCUAUAUCAACACGAUGGAGGAAGCCCUAGAGCUUUUCCAAAGAAUGCACGGCGACGACUACAAUGCCUACCCUGAGGCAGUACGGGACUUCGCGAAGAAGCAAGCCCGGAUUCAGGAAGAGAACCGUCGAAAAAGGCGACACCAAGAUAUCGAGGACGAGUGGGAAGGACCCCAACAAGAGGAGGAGGCAGAGACUGCCUCUACCGUAUCAAUGGAGGUCACACCAGCCCAGAGGCCUACCACUUAUGCCAAUCCACGCCGCCGCAGCGGCGUGGAUUUACGCGAUUGCGGUUGGCUGUAUUUUUGCGAAAAGCGGGUCUCCCCCUGCAGCGUGAUCCCCUGCGGCAUGGAUUUCCAUGCAGCAGGGCUAUCUAUGCCUUUAAUCAAUUACACCACACUAUAUAUCGACUUUACACAAUAGUUAUAUGGGUAUAUAUGUGCUCUUAAGGCAUGCGAAACUCAUUAAAUUACUCCUAAGUCGAUCGCUCUUCAGGUACAGAAGUUAUUUAAUGUUGAAGUUCUAGAGGUUGGAUUUUAGUAGGAUAAGGGUACAUAGGGCUGAAAAUGUGAAAAUGCAACACCGCCAACACCGCUCACACCGCCCACACCAACACCACCCACACCAACACCACCCACACCAACACCGCCCCAUGCGGCCCACACCAUGGCUGGAGCGCAUGAGGUACCAACGCUAUAAUCGACCUACCCAGCAAAACUUGAAAAAAAGUCGAAAAUUCAAAACUGGCUGCGAUGGUGGCCACCUGCCUAGUAAAAAGGUCUCAAAGGUCGAAAAUUCAAAGGUGCACUGUAACAUCUGAUCCACUUCUUAGAUCAAUUAGUUUAUAUGAUGAAAAAUGUAGAGCUCAAUCGAGCGAAUUCAAUAAAAAUUAAAUGAAGUCUGUAGCUCAUUAGGUACUACCUCAAGAACUGGCC
Pseudogymnoascus destructans is the source of this 1401-nucleotide messenger RNA. RefSeq lists its product as uncharacterized. Bases 287 to 889 code for a protein of 200 amino acids. Lineage: Eukaryota; Fungi; Ascomycota; Leotiomycetes; Thelebolales; Thelebolaceae. The record is from RefSeq and is a predicted model, not a curated record. The transcript has a single exon.